AUGCUGGACGGGAGACUGGCAAAUGCACAUUUUAUUCUGGCUGUGACGUUGAUGCUAUGGAGUUCAGGAAAAGUACGCUCAGUGGAUGUAGCAACAGAGGCUUUUGAUUCUGGAGUCAUAGAUGUGCAGUCACCGCCCACAGUCAGGGAAGAGAAAUCAGCCACUAACCUGGCAGCAAAACUCUUGCUUCUUGAUGAACUUGUGUCUCUGGAGAAUGAUGUAAUUGAAACAAAGAAGAAAAGGAGCUUCUCUGGUUUUGGGUCUCCCCUGGACAGACUCUCGGCUGGCUCUGUCGAUCAUAAAGGUAAACAGAGGAAAGUAGUAGAUCAUCCAAAAAGGCGCUUUGGUAUCCCUGUGGAUCGGAUUGGUGGAAACCGUCUCUCAAAUUCCAGAGGCUAAUUGAUUCCAACUGAAAGGCUACAGAGAAUGCAUCCUCUCUCCCAAGCAGACACAACUUCCCUGGGUGAAAUCACAGAAACAUGGAAGAUGCUCCAGUGAAGUUCUUUACACUCCUUAAUGAUUAACCUUUUAAGGAACUGAUCUUCUGCAAAUCCUUUCCACAGUUUGAACUUCAGUCCAUCACAUCACAGUAUUGUUACAGCUUUAAUUAAAUUAUGCAGACCACUUCAAUGUAUGGAUAUUUUUUAAAUAUACAUUUUAGCUAACGGGAAUGGUUACCUAGCCCCAAAUUUUACUUUUCUAAGAAACAAUGAAAAAACACAAUACAGUGAAAUACUUUCUAUAUUCCCACUUACAUUUAUCCAGUUGAAGAAUAAUAACUGAAGACUGAUUUGUUUCUGUAAAACUUAGGUAGGAUCUAUUUGUUCAUUAUUGAGGAACAUGGAAAGACAAUAUUGUAUAUGUUCUGUUAAAUAUUUUUUCUUCUCUUUUAUCCUUUUCCUGGGAGCCUCUUUGGAAAUGAUAAUGAGAUUAGGCUUCUCUUAAUGUAUUCAAAUGACAGUCAGGUUCAACCAAAUAAAGCACAGCCUCAGUUCCAGAAAUAAAAGAAGAUGUGUAAGCAAGGAAAAAAAAAAAAAAACAAACAGUAAUUAAGCCCAUCAAUUUUAUUAUUCCAAAGAACUGAAAAAAAAAAAUACUUGCAGGUCAGGGCAUAUUGUCAGAAUUAGGAAGUGAAGGAUAUUAAUCAUUUAUCAGGUUUGGACAUCUCAUGGUGCCUAACCACUUUCUCUAAAUUACAACUGGUAGGAGGCGCCUGGGUGGCUCAGUCGGUUAAGCGUC
Messenger RNA from Lynx canadensis (Canada lynx), 1239 nucleotides. It is a transcript of the gene OSTN, whose product is annotated as osteocrin. The coding region runs from base 1 to 399 and encodes 132 amino acids. NCBI's taxonomy places the organism in Eukaryota, Metazoa, Chordata, Mammalia, Carnivora, Felidae. The record is from RefSeq and is a predicted model, not a curated record. The transcript has 5 exons. Gene Ontology annotation, molecular function: signaling receptor binding. Gene Ontology annotation, biological process: hormone-mediated signaling pathway.